CCUCAUCGUCCGUACCUUCAAGAGCUGCAAUCCAAUCGAUCAUCCGGACACAGCAUUAUUCAAGCUCCUCCGAAAUGUCGGAUCUUUUUACCGAGCUUACAGCCCCCAACGGGCGCAAGUACACCCAGCCAUUGGGCUUGUUCAUCAACAAUGAAUUCGUUGCCGCCAAAUCGGGACAGAAAAUCACCUCAAUUAAUCCUACGAAUGAGGCCGAAAUCGCGUCGGUACAUGCCGCCGGUGCCGAGGACGUCGAUAUCGCAGUUAAGGCCGCCAAAAAAGCGCUGAAAGAUCCUUCGUGGAAGGAAUUGCCUCCCACUGACCGUGGAAAGCUCAUGGUAAAGCUUGCGGAAUUGGUCGAGCAGCACAUCGAGACCCUUGCCACGAUUGAAGCUUGGGACAAUGGCAAACCAUAUUCAGUCGCCGUCAGCGAGGACUGCGUCGAAGUCGCCGAGACAUUACGAUUCUACGGUGGCUUUGCAGAUAAGGUCUACGGUAGCACAAUCAGCACAUCCCCCGCCAAGUUCGCUUACACCCUACGCCAACCGAUCGGUGUUGUCGGCCAGAUCAUCCCGUGGAACUAUCCAUUGGCAAUGGCUGCAUGGAAGCUUGGGCCCGCCUUGGCCUGCGGUAACACUGUGGUGCUCAAGCCUGCAGAACAGACGCCGCUAAGUAUUCUUUACUUCGCGAACCUGAUCAAGGAAGCUGGCUUCCCUCCGGGCGUUGUGAACAUCCUCAACGGCUUUGGUAAAGACGCCGGUGCAGCCAUCGCGUCUCACUUGGACAUCGACAAGAUUGCGUUCACCGGCUCCACGGCAACUGGAAGACAGAUUAUGAAGAUGGCCGCUGUGAAUAUGAAGAAUAUCACUUUGGAAACCGGAGGAAAGUCCCCCCUUCUCGUCUUUGGAGACGCAGAUCUGGAACAGGCUGCCAAAUGGGCGCAUAUCGGUAUCAUGUCGAACAUGGGUCAGAUUUGCACGGCGACAUCCCGGAUACUGGUGCAGGACACCGUCUAUGACAAAUUCGUUGCCCAAUUUAAGGAGGUUGUCGCCUCAACCAGCAAGGUGGGCGACCCAUUCGCGGAUGACACCUUCCAAGGUCCCCAAGUUACAAAGGCACAGUAUGACAGAGUCCUUUCGUACAUCGAGAGCGGUAAGUCUGAAGGUGCCAAGCUGGAAUCUGGCGGUGUUCCACACAAGAAUGUCGGCGAUGGCAAAGGUUUCUUCAUCGAGCCGACCAUUUUCACCAACGUGAACGAUAACAUGAAAAUCUACCGCGAAGAAGUCUUUGGCCCUUUCGUCGUCAUUGCGAAGUUCUCGACUGAAGAGGAGGCCCUGAGCAAAGCAAAUGACACGACAUACGGCCUGGGUGCCGCAGUGUUCACUCGCGAUAUCGAGCGUGCUCACCGCGUUGCCGCUGAGAUCGAAGCAGGCAUGGUCUGGAUCAACAGCAGCAAUGAUAGCGACUUCCGGGUUCCGUUUGGUGGUGUCAAGCAGAGCGGUAUUGGAAGAGAGCUCGGCGAGGCCGGCCUGGAGGCAUACUCGCAGACCAAGGCUGUGCAUGUCAACAUGGGUACAAAGCUGUAAAAGUGGCUUCCAUGCUUUGUUUUCUUUGUUUGUCUGCCCUGCUGGUCAUCCUGAUUAUGUAAGGUGGCUCACCACUCAACGAGCCAAACCACUCAACGAGCCAAAUUCCUUCCAAUGCUCCACGCUACGAAUUUAUUAAUUAUCUCAACAACGAAUUAUUAUUAUUAAACU
Coccidioides posadasii C735 delta SOWgp is the source of this 1754-nucleotide messenger RNA. RefSeq names its product mitochondrial aldehyde dehydrogenase (gene ALD2). Gene Ontology annotation, molecular function: aldehyde dehydrogenase (NAD+) activity. The record is from RefSeq and is a predicted model, not a curated record. Gene Ontology annotation, biological process: polyamine catabolic process. Lineage: Eukaryota; Fungi; Ascomycota; Eurotiomycetes; Onygenales; Onygenaceae.